Messenger RNA from Lampris incognitus (smalleye Pacific opah), 4088 nucleotides. RefSeq names its product protein NLRC3-like. Gene Ontology annotation, molecular function: protein binding. The record is from RefSeq and is a predicted model, not a curated record. The transcript has 13 exons. Lineage: Eukaryota; Metazoa; Chordata; Actinopteri; Lampriformes; Lampridae.
UGAAUUGUCAUUUCUUUGUGUAUGCAAGUACAUGUAAGAAAUGACAAUAAAUUGUUUCUGAUUCCUGAGAGGAUGCAGAUUUCAUUGUGCGAUGCUUAAAUGCUUUGUUAUGCUGGCUACCAGUAACAACUCACAGACAGUCAUGCGUUUGUGUUCUUUGUGUUUAUUUCAGAAACUAUAGAGAUAUGCUCCGUUAUGCUGUACCGUUUGUACUGCUGGAACUAUUACCACUCUGCAAGUAAAGGACUUAACUCAAACUGAUGAUUCUGUGCUCUCUGACCGGAGCCCUCUAGUGGUCAAUCAUCCAACCAACCAGUUUCAGGGGUCCAAUACCCAACAUUAUGUGCUGCUUUCAGAUUGGUAUCCAGACAGAACCAACAGCUGCCAACAGGUUAUAGUGUGUUGUCUCUCCUCGUUCUGCUGGUCUACACUCUGCUAUGAAUGUGUCUGAGGAGAGAGAGGAGGGAGGUUCUACCUCCAAAACCACUCUGUCUGGGGAACAUGACAGCCAGACCAAAGCUAAGAGUCCAGUCCAUCUGGAGAGACCAGUCUCCCCUGUACCCAGCUGUGUGUCCAUGAAGAGUGGCUGGUCUAUGGAUCCACCUGUUACAUUCAGAGAUGGACACCCCUCUACUGAACAGAGGACCCAUCAGGAGAGACCAGGCUCUAGUCUGCAGCCCUCCCCGGCUCUGAAGAGGGGGCGGAGCAGCGACCGGGACGACUCGGGAGAGGGGGGGCCAAGUACAAUUCGGAGAAAAAAGGGGGGAAAUGAAAAAAGAGAAAAAGAGAGAGCAGACCCCCCUGUACCCAGCUGUGUGUCCAUGAAGAGUGACAGGUCUAUGGAUCCACCUCUUACAUUCAGAGAUGGACGCCCCUCUACUGAACAGAGCAGGACCCGUCAGGAGAGACCAGACCCCCCUGCACCCAGCUGUGUGUCCAUGAAGAGUGACCACUCUAUAGGACGAAUUAUUAAUUUCAAAGAUGGACACCCCUCUACUGAACAGAGAGACCACCAGGAGAGGUCAGAGGUUCUCAGUGGUCAGUCUGUCCAGGAGCAUCAAACAGACCUGGACUCCAUAUUUAUGCUGCUUGAGGAGAACAUUGUCACUUUUGUGAAGAAGGAGCUGAAGAGGUUCCAGAAGGUUCUGAGUUCAGAUUACCCAGAGUGCUUAGGGAGACAGAGGAAAGAGGAGGAGCAGAGCAGGAGUACCAGAGAGGCACUUCUGAAGAUCACCCAGCACUUCCUGAGGAGUAUGAAGCAGGAGGAGCUGGCUGCCCGUCUGGAGAGCAAAAUCCUUGUUCCCAUGUGCCGGAGUAACCUCAGAGCAGCUCUGAAGGAGAAGUUUCAGUGUUUGUUUGAGGGCAUCGCUAAACCAGGAGAGUCAACACUUCUGAAUCAGAUCUACACAGAGCUCUACAUCACAGAGGGAGGCAGUGGAGAGGUCAAUAAUGAACAUGAGGUCAGGCAGAUUGAAACAGCAUCCAGGAAACCAGCAAGACCAGAAACACUGAUCACAUGUGAGGACAUCUUUAAACCCUUACCUGGACAAGAUAAACCAAUCAGAACAUUGAUGACAAAGGGAGUGGCUGGCAUCGGGAAAACAGUCUUAACAAAGAAGUUCGCUCUGGACUGGGCUGAAGACAAAACCAACCCCAAUAUACACUUCACAUUUCCAUUCACGUUCAGAGAGCUGAAUGUGCUGAAAGAUAAAAAGUUCAGCUUGGUGGGACUUCUUCAUCACUUCUUUAUUGAAACAAAAGAAGAAGGAAUCUGCAGCUUUGACGAGUUCCAUGUUGUGUUCAUCUUUGACGGUCUGGAUGAGUGUCGACUUCCUCUGGACUUCCAGAACAAUGAGAUCUGGACUGAUGUCACAAAGUCCACCUCAGUGGACGUGCUGCUGACAAACCUCAUCAAGGGGAAACUGCUUCCCUCUGCUCGCCUCUGGAUAACCACACGGCCUGCAGCAGCCAAUCAGAUCCCUCCUGAGUGGGUUGACAUGGUGACGGAGGUGAGAGGGUUCACUGAUCCACAGAAGGAGGAGUACUUCAGAAAGAGAUUCAGAGAUGAGGCGCAAGCCAGAAGAAUCAUCUCACACAUCAAGACAUCACGAAGCCUCCACAUCAUGUGUCACAUCCCAGUCUUCUGUUGGAUCACUGCUACAGUUCUGGAUCACGUGUUGGGAACAGAUGAGAGAGGAGAGAUGCCCAAGACCCUGACUGAGAUGUACAUCCACUUCCUGGUGGUUCAGUCCAUCCAGGGGAAUGUGAAGUAUCAUGGGAGAUCCGAGACAGAGCCACACUGGAAUACAGAGAGCAGGGAGACGAUUGAGUCUCUGGGGAAACUGGCCUUUGAACAGCUGGAGAAAGGCAACCUGAUCUUCUAUGAAGCAGACCUGACAGAGUGUGGCAUUGAUAUCAAAGCAGCCUCAGUGUACUCAGGAGUGUUCACACAGAUCUUUAAAGAGGAGUGUGGACUCUACCAGGACAAGGUCUUCUGCUUUGUCCAUCUGAGCAUUCAGGAGUUUCUGGCUGCUCUUUAUGUCUUUCUCUCAUUCAUCAAAACUAAAGCCAAUCUGCUGUCAGAAACCCAGUCAACCUCCUGCAGGUCUAAACCACUUGGAGAUAAACGUAAAAAACCAGACCUCUACCAGACAGCAGUGGACAAGGCCUUAGAGAGUCCAAACGGACAUCUGGACUUGUUCCUGCGCUUCCUCCUGGGCCUCUCACUGGAGCGCAGUUGGAAUCUCCUGCGAGGCCUGCUGGGAAAGGCAGGAAAUAAGUUAAAGACCAAUAAGAAAACAGUCCUGUACAUCCAGGAGAAGAUCAGGGAGGAUCUCUCUCCAGAGAGAAGCAUCAAUCUGUUCCACUGUCUGAAUGAACUGAAUGACCAUUCUCUAGUGGAGGAGAUCCAACAGUACCUGACAUCAGGAAGACUCUCCACAGACCAGCUCUCUCCUGCUCAGUGGUCAGCUCUGGUCUUCAUCUUACUGUCUUCAGAAAAGGAGCUGGAGGUGUUUGACCUGAAGAAAUACUCUGCUUCAGAGGAGGGUCUUCUGAGGCUGCUGCCAGUGGUCAAAGCCUCCAGUACAGCUCUGUUGAGUUACUGUAAUCUGUCAGAGAGGAGCUGUGAAGUUGUGUCCUCAGUCCUCAGCUCCUCCUCUAGUGUGAGAGAGCUGGACCUGAGUAACAAUGAUCUGCAGGAUUCAGGAGUCAAGCUGCUCUCUGCUGGACUGGGGAGUCCACAAUGUAGACUGGAAACUCUCAGGUUGUCGGGCUGUCUGGUCUCAGAGGAAGGUGUUUCUUCUCUGAUCUCAGCUCUGAGCUCCAACCCGUCCCAUCUGAGAGAGCUGGACCUGAGCUACAACCAGCCAGGAGACUCAGGAGGGAAGCUGCUCUCUGCUGGACUGGAGGAUCCACACUGGAGACUGGACUCUCUCAGGCUGGACCAUGCUGGAGGGUGCAGGUUGGAGCCGGGUCUGAGGAAGUAUGCCUGUGAACUCACACUGGACCCAAACACAGCACACAGACGCCUCCUUCUGUCUGAGGACAACAGAAAGGUGACAUGGGUGAAGGAGGAGCAGUCGUAUCCUGAUCAUCCAGACAGAUUUGACUCCUGGACACAGGUUCUAAGUAGAGAAAGUCUGACUGACCGCUGUUACCUGGAGGUACAGUGGGAAGGACUUGUUCAUAUAGGAGUGACUUACAGAGGAAUCACAAGGAGAGGAAGAGGUAAAGACUGUUUUCUUGGAUUUAAUGAAAAGUCCUGGAGUCUGGUGUGUACUAGUGAUAGAUACACUGCCUGUCAUAAUAAUAGAGACACAAAGAUAAGUAUCUCCCCCUCCUCCUCUGACAGAGUAGGAGUGUAUCUGGACUGGUCUGCUGGAACUCUGUCCUUCUACAGAGUCUCUUCUGACACCCUGACACACCUCCACACCUUCACCUCCACAUUCACUGAACCUCUCCAUGUUGGGUUUAGGGUGUGGUCACUUGGCUCCUCAGUGUGUGUGUGUUAGAUGGAGGAGGUAGAGACGCCUCCUGUGUCCUGGAGGAACACUCACACUCCUGCCCACACACACCUGCUGACAUGA